This is a messenger RNA of Colletotrichum navitas, 2262 nucleotides long. Its product is annotated as ferric reductase like transmembrane component. NCBI's taxonomy places the organism in Eukaryota, Fungi, Ascomycota, Sordariomycetes, Glomerellales, Glomerellaceae. Gene Ontology annotation, molecular function: superoxide-generating NAD(P)H oxidase activity. The record is from RefSeq and is a predicted model, not a curated record. The transcript is spliced from 5 exons. Bases 220 to 1893 code for a protein of 557 amino acids. Gene Ontology annotation, cellular component: NADPH oxidase complex; plasma membrane. Gene Ontology annotation, biological process: superoxide anion generation; defense response.
AAUUCGGAGAUUGACAAGAAAGAGACCGGGAAACGAAAUUUGGUACCGCGACGCUGUAGUGGACUGGGUUUGCUGGAAUUCGUCACAUCGCCCUCGCCCGACGCCCCCUCACGAGCCGUUCGACGAUACAGGCAGGCACGACCCUAUCGCCAAUUUGCCAAUACUGUCGCAGGUCGACACCCUAAUACGUCUAUACAAGGGAGGGACAUCUAACUCAACAUGUCGGGUGAUCUCACUUUUGGGGUCCUGGUUCGGAAGCAGUUUACUGGCCCCAAGUUGCUGUUCCACUUCCUCUUCUGGAGUUUCCAUUGGGGUAUUUUCGCCUAUGGCUGGUAUAAGCAGGCCGCAGAAACGAGACUCGCAGGUCUGAACACUCUGCAGUUCUCCGUCUGGAUUUCAAGAGGUGCCGGUUUGGUUCUAAGCGUCGACACAAUGCUCAUCCUGCUCCCGGUCUGCCGAACGAUCAUGCGGUGGAUCCGACCCAAGCUCCGCUUCGUACCCCUCGACGAGAACCUUUGGCUUCACAGGCAGCUUGCGUACGCGAUGCUCAUGUUCACCAUCUUGCACACGUCUGCCCAUUACAUCAACUUCUUCAACGUCGAGGUGACCCAGAUUCGACCUGUCACGGCCAUCCAGAUCCACUACGCCCAGGCCGGUGGUAUCACUGGUCACGUCAUGCUGCUUUGCAUGCUUCUGAUGUACACCACCGCCCACGCCCGCAUCCGUCAGCAGUCGUUUGAAACCUUCUGGUACACUCACCACCUCUUCAUCCCCUUCUUCUUGGGACUUUACACCCACACCACCGGCUGCUUUGUGCGUGACACUGCCCUCCCGUUCUCUCCGUUCGCCGGAAAGGACUACUGGGACCACUGCAUUGGUUACCUCGGCUGGAGAUGGGAGCUCUGGACGGGUGGUUUCUACCUCAUUGAACGUACCUACCGUGAGGUUCGUGCCCGUCGUCUUACCAAGAUCACCCGUGUUGUUCGCCACCCCUACGAUGUCGUUGAGCUUCAGUUCAACAAGCCGUCGUUCAAGUACAAGGCUGGCCAGUGGCUCUUCCUUCAGGUUCCCGCCGUUUCAAAAUAUCAGUGGCACCCGUUUACCAUCACCUCUUGCCCGUUCGACCCCUACGUCUCUGUCCACGUUCGCCAGGUUGGUGACUUCACUCGGGCUCUUGGUGACGCUGUUGGUGCCGGAGCUGCCCAGGCCAAGCUCUACGACGGUGUGGACCCUAUGGGCAUGUACGAGGUUGCUCUGCAGAACGGUCAACAAAUGCCCGAUCUCCGCAUUGACGGACCUUACGGAGCGCCCGCUGAGGAUGUCUUUGAGAACGAAAUCGCCGUGCUGAUUGGUACUGGUAUUGGUGUCACUCCUUGGGCCUCGAUCCUCAAGAAUAUCUGGCAUUUGCGCAACGGCCCGAACCCGCCUACCCGCCUCCGUCGUGUCGAGUUCAUCUGGGUCUGCAAGGACACGGGUUCUUUUGAAUGGUUCCAGACCCUGCUUUCUUCUCUCGAGGAGCAGUCUAACGAGGCUGCCCGCGUCCCUGGCAGCUCCGGUGUUGAGUUCUUGAAGAUCCACACGUACCUUACUCAGAAGCUGGAUAUGGACACGACACAGAACAUUGUGCUCAACUCUGUCGGCUCCGAAGUUGACCCCCUUACCGAGCUCAAGUCUCGCACGAACUUUGGCCGACCCAACUUCUCCAAGCUCUUCAGCACCAUGCGCGAUGGCAUUAUCGACAGAACAUACCUCAACGGCUUGGAAGGCAGCAUGCGCACAACUGUCGGUGUCUACUUCUGCGGUCCUUCCGCUGCUGCUCGCGAUAUCAAGACUGCUUGCAAGGACGCAACCGUCCGCGAGGUCAACUUCCGUUUCUGGAAGGAACACUUCUAAAUGGGAUUAUCGCCCCUUUUCACAUACAAAAACACCAAAAACAAGCACCUUCAGCGACACGGUUGGGUUCUGUACAUGUAGGAAGAGAUCAUGCCUGGAGACGAUACCUACAGCUGUCGGAAGCUUCCCAGCUACGGACGGUGGUUGGUGACGCCCAGAGGAAAGCCAGCUGCAUAGCGGCAGGCGGGAAGGCGUUGGCUGGAAUGCAUUAAGACACCCACUCAGCGGUGUGCAUCAUCUUACAUCUUUUGCCGCCACUCGCGUCAAAGUUCUAUUAUUUGUUACCUGUUAUGGAGGCGUGGGUGGCGGGCGGUCAAUGUUCUCUCACAUAUAUAAGGCCCAUAUAUAACAUUUUUCAACUGCAACAAA